AGUACAAACCUGGAACUAUUAUCGGUGGCAGGCAACCACAGUGCGCACGGAUUGUGGCGUCUCGCGCUCCAUUGGGCUAUUUUUGGAGCCACUCAUUGUGUUGGUUUGUUUGCCCAACAUCCCCUCACAAUUAGGCUCAAAGGAAUUACAAAUGAUUCUAAGGAUCCAUCGGUUGAUACCUUCAAGUCUACUGCUUUACCCAUAUUGAAGCGCUUUGGAGUUCCCUCUGAAGGCAUGGAGCUUAAAAUAGAGAGUCGUGGAUUACCUCCCAAUGGUGGUGGCGAAGUUAUUUUAUCACUUCCUGUUGUUCAGAGUCUAUCUGCUGUUAGUUGGAUUGAUGAAGGUUUUGUGAAGAAAAUUAGAGGAACUACCUUUUCAACCAGAGUGUCUGUUCAGUUUGAAAAUAGCAUGAUUAAAGCUACCCGUGGAAUAAUCAAUCCACUGGUUUCUGAUGUGCACAUUUUCUCUGAUCACAGAUCAGGUCCUCAGGCUGGAAAUUCGCCUGGCUAUGGGAUUUCUCUUGUUGCGGAAACAACUUCUGGUUGCUUCAUCUCUGCAGACACCGCCGUUUCUUAUGCGAGGGAUGAUGAUACUUCUAGUCUUGCAGAUGACGUAAAAGGAGACCUGAUGCCUCCAGAGGAUAUUGGUGUGGCGACUGCCAAUUCUUUACUUGGUGAGAUAGGUCAAAGUGGGGUGGUAGAUUCAACACACCAGGGCUUGCUUUUUCUUCUUUGUGCACUAUGCCCUCAAGAUGUUUCAAAGGUUCGCGUUGGAAAACUUUCCCAGCACGGGGUUGAAACUCUGAGAAAUAUAAGGGAUUUUCUAAAUUUGAAGUUCAUUAUCAAACCAGAGCCGAACUCACAGUCAGUUUUUCUCAAGUGUGUUGGUUAUGGCAUGAAGAACCUUUCUCGAAAGGUAUCAUAAAGUCGUUCAAUAGUGUUAUAAAUCCAAAAUACCAAGUCUGAAAGAAUUAUAAUUUUGAAGCCUGGAAAAGAUCUUAUAUAAGAUUCAAAUUAAUUUUAAAACCUUCAUCA
This is a messenger RNA of Vigna umbellata (rice bean), 1034 nucleotides long. The record is from RefSeq and is a predicted model, not a curated record. Lineage: Eukaryota; Viridiplantae; Streptophyta; Magnoliopsida; Fabales; Fabaceae.